Opisthorchis viverrini is the source of this 438-nucleotide messenger RNA. RefSeq lists its product as hypothetical. Gene Ontology annotation, molecular function: structural constituent of ribosome; protein kinase activator activity; ribonucleoprotein complex binding. NCBI's taxonomy places the organism in Eukaryota, Metazoa, Platyhelminthes, Trematoda, Opisthorchiida, Opisthorchiidae. The record is from RefSeq and is a predicted model, not a curated record. Gene Ontology annotation, cellular component: cytosolic large ribosomal subunit; ribosome. The transcript has 2 exons. The coding region runs from base 75 to 416 and encodes 113 amino acids. Gene Ontology annotation, biological process: cytoplasmic translation; translational elongation.
CACAACCCUAGUGGCCAUUAAAGCGUGGUGCUCCCCCGUGGCUAAGGCUGUAGACGCGGCUCACGCUUUUUGAUAUGUCGAAGGCUGAAUUGGCUUGUGUUUACUCGGCUCUCAUGCUGGCGGAUGACGACAUCGAUGUCACAGCGGAUAAAAUCCAGACGAUAUUGAAGGCCGCCAAUAUUAAGUUCGUUGAGCCUUACUUGCCUACCCUCUUCUCUAAUGCACUGCACGGAAAAAACAUCAAAGAUAUGCUGAUGAACGUCGGAUCUGCUGGAAGCGGUCCGGCAGCCAUCGCCGCUCCUGUCGCAGAACCGGUUACUGAGGCUCCUGCUGCCGAUAAGAAGGCUGCUGCAGAGAAGAAGGAGGAAUCAGAUGCCGAUUCUGAUGGGUCGAUGGGAUUCGAUCUGUUUGGUUAAUAAAAUUCUGUAUAUUUGGACU